Pseudovirgaria hyperparasitica is the source of this 1191-nucleotide messenger RNA. RefSeq names its product alpha/beta-hydrolase. Gene Ontology annotation, molecular function: epoxide hydrolase activity. The record is from RefSeq and is a predicted model, not a curated record. The coding region runs from base 1 to 1191 and encodes 396 amino acids. Lineage: Eukaryota; Fungi; Ascomycota; Dothideomycetes; Acrospermales; Acrospermaceae. The transcript has 3 exons. Gene Ontology annotation, biological process: epoxide metabolic process.
AUGGCAUCCUUCGACAGAAUACCCGCCCAAGCAAAAGUUCAACCUACACAAUUCACUGUCGCGAUCCCAGAUGAGAAGCUAGAUGAAAUGAGACAGCUAUUGAAACUUGCAAAGGUUGCUCCAGAGACCUUUGAGGCCUCGCAAGGGCCAGAGACGUACGGCGUCACACGCGAAUGGCUACUGAAUGCAAAGUCAGAGCUUGAGAAAUAUGACUGGAAACAAACAGAACAGCACAUCAACUCAUUUCCCAACUUCAAGCAUUCGAUCAAGCAUGGCUCUGACACUCUUGACAUCCACUUUGCGGCUCUAUUCUCUCAGAAGGCAGAUGCCAUCCCAGUCACAUUCCUCCAUGGAUGGCCUGGAAGCUUUAUGGAGUUCCUCCCAAUCCUGGACAAACUGAGGACCAAAUACACAGCAGACACUCUACCCUAUCAUGUCAUAGUGCCUUCACAUCCAGGGUAUGCAUUCUCCUCGACUGUGCCUCUCGAACGCGAGUACGGAAUCACUCACACUGCGGACAUCUUCCACCAGCUCAUGCUUGAUCUAGGUUUCGCCAAUGGUUAUGUCGUGCAGGGCGGUGACAUUGGCAGCAGAGUAGCCAGAAUCAUGGGAAAACGCUACCCAGAUAUCGUCAAAGGGGUGCAUCUCAACUUCUGUUUCAUGCUGGAACCCGAGCAGUGUAAAGGAAUGGAGCUUAAUCAGCGUGAGCAGGAUGGUCUUGUGCGCUGGAAUGCCUUCCGUGAGAGAGGAAGUGCAUAUGCCUUUGAACACUCCUCUCGGCCAUCAACUAUCGGAUUCGUUCUCCAAGCCAGCCCGCUCUCGCUUCUAGCUUGGGUCGGUGAAAAGUUUUUGACCUGGGUCGACAAGCCACUCCCGUUGAGCACUAUCCUUGACGAUAUCGCUCUGUAUUGGCUGACUGAAACCAUUGCCAAGUCAUUAUACGCGUAUCGUACCGAUUAUGCAUUCAAGCAGAUUGGUGGGCAUGGCAAUCCCGACUAUAAGCUUCCAAACUUUGGGUAUUCAUCUUUUCCAAAGGAGUUGGCAAACAUACCCAAAGCGUGGGUAGAGACAUCGGGGAACUUGACCUUCUACAAGGAGCAUGACCAGGGCGGACAUUUCGCUGCUUUGGAGCAACCCGAACUUCUCCUGCAAGACUUUACAGAAUACGUGCAUCAAGUGUGGGAGCUUUAA